Messenger RNA from Cannabis sativa, 1337 nucleotides. RefSeq lists its product as uncharacterized. Bases 1 to 1173 code for a protein of 390 amino acids. NCBI's taxonomy places the organism in Eukaryota, Viridiplantae, Streptophyta, Magnoliopsida, Rosales, Cannabaceae. The record is from RefSeq and is a predicted model, not a curated record. The transcript has 4 exons.
AUGUUUUCAAAAACCUGUUUUGGUCAUUUCCUUAACCUUCCCGAUUUUAAAGUUCAACCCCAAGUGUUUCAUGGGUUGUUGCUCCGGGAGGUUCAGCAACCUAAUGAUGCUGAGUUGUGGGUAAUGAUACGCGGUGUUAGGCUUAGGUUUAGCAUUGAGGAAUUUGCAUUGAUUCUUUGGGUUAGGCUUGUGAAGGUGAUUUGUAGUGUCUUAGAUUUUAAGCAAGAGGUUAAUAGUCUUUGUGAAAGAUAUUGGCCAACUUCGUCCUCUAUCACUAAGGAAUCUGUUAGGGAAUGUUUUACCACCAAGAGGUGGGGUGAUUCUGAUGAGGAUGCUGUGAAGUUGGCAGUUUUGUAUUUUGUGGAGUGGUUCUUGCUUAGUGGCACUAAGCAUAAAAAUGUACCCAAGUCUAUUUUAGAUGUUGUAGAUAGUGGGAGGUACAAUGAAUUUGCUUGGGGCCGGAGUUCUUUUGAAUUGACUAUUUCCUCAUUGAAGGGUAAGCUUGAUAGUUGGGUUGAGGGUGUUAGGAAGGCAAGGAGUUCGGGAAAGAGGCCGAGUGUUUUUUACACUUUGAUUGGUUGUCCUCAUGUUCUUCAAGUUUGGUUCUACGAGUGUUGUAAGUACAUGAAAUGUAAGUACUGCCAAAAGGAAAGCUCUCGUAUUCCAAGGAUCACUCAGUGGACAUGCAAUAGUCAACCUACUUUCAAAGUUUUGAAGACUACUAUCUUUGAUGUUUCCAAAGAUAAGCUGCAACUUUCAAAUAUGAGGCCCACGGCUGGUGAGUUCAAAGCUUUGAAACUGAGCAGUUUCAAGUUCGACACCGACUACAACUCUUACAAGAGUCUUCCUCUUCCCGAAGAGCCAGCGGUUGAUCGAAUGGGUUCAAUGCAGACACAGUUUUCUACUGUUUUUGCCGAUUCCUAUGCCAAGGAAAAAGGCAGUGACUCUUCCAAUGAUGAUGAUGGAGGUGGUGAUGAAGCAGAUUUUGAUUUAAAUGAAUCUGAAGAAACUGAUGAAAAUGAAGAAGAGAAUGUUAUGGGUGAUGAAGAAGGGGAGGGUAGUGAAGGUGAAGAGAAGGAUGGUCAAGCCGAUGAAGAUUCUGACUCAAAAGAAAAAAAUGAUAAUGGCAGUGAUGAUGAAUCCACUGAUAGUGAGGAGAAGGUAGAUAAGUAGACAAUGUAACUAGGUUUUAGUUACUUUGUGUGGUUUAUUUUGUUGUAAGUCCGUUUUAGGUAGUGGUCUUGUAAUUCUAUGUUAUUGUUAUGUCUCUUGUUAUGUUUUAUUUUUCAGAAAUUUGCAACUAUUUUUCAGACUAUUUAUUUGUAUUUAUUAUGUUA